Messenger RNA from Penicillium angulare, 2148 nucleotides. RefSeq names its product putative serine-rich protein. The transcript has a single exon. The record is from RefSeq and is a predicted model, not a curated record. Lineage: Eukaryota; Fungi; Ascomycota; Eurotiomycetes; Eurotiales; Aspergillaceae. Bases 1 to 2148 code for a protein of 715 amino acids.
AUGCCUCACCACCACACCAAGUCAGUUUCUCCACCUCCCCGGAGACGGAGAGUGUUAGAAGAGCGUAGCUCCGCUCAUACCAAUGAAAGAUCCCCCACGCGCUCCUUGCGGAGGAUACAAACACAAGAAGACGUUGAUGAUAUCUAUAUGGCCACACCGUUUCCGACCAAACCAGAGCAAAUUUUGUUACCACUUCCAGGCAAAGGCCAACGGGAGUACAUCUCAGAUACCGGAUUCACCUAUUCUUCGACUGCAGGUCCUUCAGCACCAACAUGGGUCUCGCCAACUUUCAGCCAUGAUACAGGGAGUAGUCCCGAACAACCAUCAAUCGGGGAAUGGGAUUCUUCGACGGUCGAUGCAGGCAACUCGCCCCCUCAGAUGUGGGAUGAAGAUCCAUCAUCGAGCAAAUCAUCUUUGCCCGAGAUCUCAUCAGCCAAACCAGAGGAAUACGUUUCCGAGGAAUCGGAUCCUGAGUUUUCAGAUGAUGAUCUGAUUGUACUCCCCACUGCCACGCCAACUAUCAAGGCAGUCGUCUCUGAACCCCCCACAUCCCCCAAGUCAGAACGAGAGGAGGACGAUGAUGAUGUAUCGACCAUGGGAUACUCCAGCCCUAACGUCCAGCCUAUCGGUGCCCCUUCCAGUCCCAAUUUUGUCACAUUAGACAAUUCGAGUGUCAACUUUUUGCCUCGAGGCCCGGCUUCUAAUGUCGACUCAGACCCACGAUCGAAUUCCUUGUCUUCAUAUAACUCGCGAGGAACCGUCGUAAGGCAUAUGGGCGCAACACCAUGGAUCUUCACAGCAUCAUCCGACCAAGUGAACCUUUCUCGUUCACCAUCUUUCCGUUCUAGCCCGCCACUUCAAUCAGUGGCAUCGUUCCGCUCCGGGUCUCGACGUCUUUCUACAAGUCGAUCACGGUCUGCGACUUCAUCCUCGCGCAGUCUUCGUUCGGUCUCUGACAUUGUAACUGCUAUUGAUAAUGGUAUCCCGAUUCAAUACCCUCGUAUUCGUGCCCCAUCGUCUAGUUCACGUGCGGAAACCUCGGUGUCUUCAGAACGGGAUUUCACCCCGGGUCCAGCUUCUGGUCGCUGGAAUCCACAUCUUUCCAGAGUAUCAUCUGUCUGGUCAGCGGAGGAGUUCGCGGGUCAGGAAUAUGCGGGCCCAGUCUCUGAAGAGGAAACCUCAAGCAAUGAUUCGGAGCCCGCCAUUCCAUCGUCCGUUGCGCUCAACACCAAAACGAGUGGAUCGACGGUCUGGCUAGUGAACGACUCCGACGCAGAUGAGCACCUCGAUAGCUUGACCAACCUGCCCACUCGCAAUGGAUUCUUACACAGCUUAUCCUCCGGCUCCAAGCGAAGUAAUAGCACGAGGAGUAACAGCAUGCGCAGUCUCAAGCGCCCCGGAACCGGGUCUAGCACCAUUCUGCACAUCCUGCCAACCUGGGCUAAGAUCUAUUACCGAGCAGAUGCCCUUGGUUUUCAUCCGACUUUGUCUAUGAUGGAGCCCAGUCGCCCACCCUCUGCUCGCCCUGGAUCUGCCCGCCCUGGAACUAGUAACUCCAGCGUCUUCAAUCUGAUGCCUCAUCCGCUCAAUGUGCCCCGCCCUCGCUCACCAGAACGGCCUCGCUCGCCGGAACGAGUACACUUUGCUCAGCGACGCAUCGAUAGUGAUCCCCGUGACCCGCGUGCUCAUUGGGUCUCACCGCCAGAGUCCGAAAAUAGCGAGGUAAUUGGAACUCACCGUCACCGACUGCGACACAGUUGGUCACCGCAUCUCUAUACCGACCGACGUACGAUCCAGCACUCGGCCAGCGUAUGGACGACUCCUUCCUUUGAUUCAACAACGGAACCCAUCUUUGGGCGAAGGAAUAUCCAGGUCUACUCAUUCUGCGUGGGAUUCAUCUUCCCACUUGCCUGGAUCAUUGCCUCUUUUCUUCCACUGCCUCCCCAGCCGAAGAUAAUUUCAGAAAUGAUGGAGUCCCCAGAUGAUAUAGAGGCAGCGCUCGAGUCCCAGAUGAUGGGUCUGCAGCAACGCCGCUAUAAUAACGCUCGCUGGUGGCGCAAUCUGAACCGUUGGAUGAUUUCACUUGGAGUCGUCAUUAUAGUAAUCAUUAUUAUCCUUACUGCCAUUGGUACCACGACCGGCUUCUGA